UUGUUUCCUGUCCUCUUGCACAGCAGAAACUGAGAACAAUUUCAAGGGAAUUGAGAGCAAGUUUUCCUUAAGGACACCUGCAGAGCCUGAUGAAGAUGUCUGCUACCUGGUUCCUGGGCAGGUGGACAGCCUGGCACGGUGCAGCUUCAACCAUACCAGUAAAACCUUUGUGGUGAUCCAUGGGUGGACGGUGACAGGAAUGUAUGAAAGUUGGGUCCCGAAGCUGGUGGAUGCUCUGUACAAGAGGGAACCUGAUUCAAAUGUCAUUGUGGUGGAUUGGCUAACUCGAGCUCAGCAGCACUACCCAGUAUCUGCUGCAUACACUAAGCUGGUGGGAAAGGAUGUUGCUACAUUUAUUGACUGGAUGGAGGAGCAGUUCAAUUAUCCUCUCAACAAUGUCCAUUUGCUGGGGUACAGUCUAGGUGCUCAUGCAGCUGGGAUUGCUGGGAGCCUGACCAAGAAGAAGGUGAACAGAAUUACUGGCCUGGAUCCAGCUGGUCCUACCUUUGAGUAUGCUGAUGCCCUCACCCGCCUCUCCCCGGAUGAUGCUGACUUUGUGGAUGUCCUACACACCUACACUCGAGGCUCUCCAGACCGCAGCAUUGGGAUCCAGAAGCCUGUUGGACACAUUGAUAUUUAUCCUAAUGGUGGAGGUUUCCAGCCAGGUUGCAAUUUGGGAGAAGCACUCCGUCUGAUUGCUGAAAAAGGCUUUGCAGAUGUGGAUCAGCUGGUGAAAUGCUCUCAUGAACGAUCCAUCCACCUCUUUAUUGACUCCCUCCUCUAUGAAGAAAAGCCCAGCAUGGCCUACCGCUGCAACACAAAAGAGGCCUUUGAGAAGGGUCUUUGCCUGAGCUGCCGGAAGAAUCGCUGCAACAACUUGGGUUACAAGGUCAACAGAGUGAGAACAAAGAGAAACACCAAAAUGUACUUAAAGACUCGAGCUCAGAUGCCCUAUAAAGUAUUUCAUUACCAGGUCAAGAUCCAUUUCUUUGGAAAGACUAAUACAACCAAGACAAACCAGCCAUUCCUGAUCUCUCUCUAUGGCACUCUAGAUGAGAGUGAGAACAUUGCUUUCACGCUGCCUGAAGUUUCCUCAAACAAGACCUUCUCCUUCCUGAUUUACACAGAAGUGGACAUUGGUGACUUGCUUAUGCUGAAGCUGCAGUGGGAGAAAGACACCUUCUUCAGUUGGUCAGACUGGUGGACUCCUUUUACAUUUGACAUCCAGAAAGUCAGAGUGAAGUCAGGAGAAACUCAGAAAAAGGUGGUGUUCUGUUCUCGAGAUGGUACCUCGCGUCUCAGUAAGGGAGAAGAGGCAGCAAUAUUUGUGAAAUGCUUGGAGCAGCCUGUCAACAGGAAGAGAGGAGGUGCCAAGAAAGCCUCUAAAGAAAAUUCUGCUCAUGAAUCUGCUUAAGUGACAAGAAUGAAGAUUUUCCACACUGGGGAGGAGGAGGACUGGAUCUGUGGACUGGAUGUUCAGAACCAAAUAUAUAGAAAUAUUUAUCCGCUGCUGGCUUUGUGCCUGCUAUUCCUAGCUAUUUUAGGAGACUUCCUGUAAGGAAGUCUCAGCAUACAAAGUUACUAACCAUAAAAAUACAUUAUCCAAAUAGUUAAAAAUGAAAUGAAACCCACAAAACAACUUGCCCAAAGGCUUGAGUGCUGGGAAGGAAUAAGUGAUUUUGCUUAAUCAUGGUGCCUUGUGACAAGGUUUCUUGACAUCAGAUCCUCUAUAGCAAUUUUCUGGUAUUUAUUGAAAAGAAGCAAAACCCUGUACGUGGCUUUUCUUUCUUUUUGGGAGUCUUCAAAACUGGACACAUUUUUUUCUGGCUUGCUAACUGAAUUUUUUGGACAGUUCAGUGGCUAGAGUUUGUUGUCUUGAGGUGUGUUUGGCAAAUGGGUAGAUUUCUCAUGUGAAAAAACACCUUUGCUGUGCAUGUUACUAAAAGGUGUAACAGACUGACUUAAUAUGGGGAUGAAUUUUUUAGUUUGUUAUGUGUUUUACUGGGGGUAGAUGCCAGAGCUGCUUAGCAAUAGGUAUGGUCUGUUAAGCUAUAUGCUUCUAUUCAGCUUACCCUGGAAUAAAUAGCAGUUGUAGGGGAAGACAGCAAUACCAGUGUCCUAUGCAGACAUUCAACUUUUAAUCUCUGCUUUCAUUCCUUGAAAAUGAAACCAUCUAGCCUCCAACACUGUGUGGAUAAGGAACUGCAAAGGAAUUGAGCUAACAGACUGCAGGAAACAUUUUUGUUCUUUUUUUCCUUGCCAUUUGCUUACAUCCCAUAUGCCAAAACUGUGACAGUUUCUCUGCUCUUUGGCACCAAGUGUCAGUCAUGCAGCUGAGUGGCUGCUGUAUGUAGUCAGUGCAAGUGAAUCCACUUGGUGGGUAACAAGCAUGCUUGUGCUUCCCUGGUCUGGAAUUGUGACUGCUAGUGAUGCACCUCAGUUUGUUGCUUGGCUGUGAUACAAUGCUAGAUCCUAGGAGCUACUUGGUUUUCUGACAUGAGGUGGAAUUCAGCAGGGAGCAGGAGCUGUGACAGUUACAAGGAGCCUGAUUGUGUGAUGCACAAGAAUGAAUGCUCUGAAAAACACUUGAAUGAGACAUGCUGCAAGUUGCCAAAAAUAGAUACAUUGAAAGCAUUUUGCUUCCCCUUUUUUUAGGUAACAUGUAAUUUUUCUAGUGCUCUGAAAGGUUCAAUAGCCCUUUUGUAGCUUUAUAGAAGAUAAAGAAGAUACUGGGGAGGCAGAAGAGCUUGAAGGUAGACACUUGGAGAAGUGUAAUGUGAGCUAUUGAACUGGUUUUUGUAGUCUCUUCCUUAAUUAGCAAGACAGUGUGGAGGUCGUUAUUUCUCCCAUAUCAUCCUAUCUUGAAAGCAAAACCAACAUGUAUGCAUUUAUGUGCACAGUUUGUUUUUUUUCUAGCCAUGGCUGCUAGUAUAUUUGGGGAUAAAACUCUUAAAACAGUGCAAUAUGUUGGAAUAUUAAUAACUCUGAAAUUGCUCACAUUUGAUUUCCUAACACUUAAACUACAGCAGAGAUGUGAUGAGUCACUGAGGGUGGGGUUGAGUAUUGAGCCACUGCAUUGGAGACCUCUAAAAAUAAAUAUAAUGAUUUAUUCCCUAUAGACUUCACAUUUUGUUGCAAUUUUCUCUUAAGAGUUAAGUUCUUUGGAAAUAAAGUGUCUAAACAGGUGUGCUAACACAGUAUCAAAUGCAAACGCAUGCAGAACUUGGACACAAAAUAGUGAAGGUUCUUGUACAUGAGGACACAUGAUUUCGCUUUGGAUGUUAUUUAUUAGCUGUAAAUAAGAUAUUUAUGUGUGUAAAGGUAGUUUGUAUAUAUUGCUAAAGUUGCUGACAGUCUCUGCAUUAAUACAGUUGUGUAGUAUUAAUCCUGUACAUAGCUUUCAGAGAUGUUUAUCAACAAACCACCUACACUGCAUUAUUUCCUAUGUGGUUAAUACAUUUUUUUAAAAAAAGAAAGCUCCUCUGUUUUGUACAGAAUGGAAACUUAUGGUUUUAAUAAAAUUCCCAAACUGAUGCCAAA
Antrostomus carolinensis (chuck-will's-widow) is the source of this 3540-nucleotide messenger RNA. RefSeq names its product lipoprotein lipase (gene LPL). NCBI's taxonomy places the organism in Eukaryota, Metazoa, Chordata, Aves, Caprimulgiformes, Caprimulgidae. Gene Ontology annotation, molecular function: lipoprotein lipase activity; apolipoprotein binding. Bases 200 to 1414 code for a protein of 404 amino acids. Gene Ontology annotation, biological process: lipid catabolic process; very-low-density lipoprotein particle remodeling. The transcript has 9 exons. The record is from RefSeq and is a predicted model, not a curated record.